Lutra lutra (Eurasian river otter) is the source of this 5441-nucleotide messenger RNA. RefSeq names its product unc-50 inner nuclear membrane RNA binding protein (gene UNC50). The record is from RefSeq and is a predicted model, not a curated record. Gene Ontology annotation, cellular component: Golgi membrane. Bases 345 to 1124 code for a protein of 259 amino acids. Lineage: Eukaryota; Metazoa; Chordata; Mammalia; Carnivora; Mustelidae. The transcript is spliced from 7 exons.
AGUGGACGCACGGGACGCGUCACGUCCCCAGUACUGGCUACGUUGCGGGAAGGGAAGUUGGCCCGGCGGCUGCUGGGCUUGGCUGCUGGGCGGAGGUGGUGGGCUAGCUUGGGUCCCUUGGAGGCCUCAGCGGGGCUCCAGUAACUACCUGGGUGGGCUGCCUGAGGAGAGAAGUGAAGUGUGGGAAACUUAGGGACCCUGUAGAAGCGCUAUGAAGGUUCAGAAGGUUGUGGUGCUCCCCUUGCUUGAAGUGCAGUGGGCAGUUCUUGAGCCCCCAAAUAAGCCUCAGAACCACCUUCAUUAGUUUUUGACCCCUCUUACCAAGGAUUGUGGCAGAAAGGAAGAUGUUACCAAGUAUUUCAGUGAAUUCCUCAAUGCAGGGGAACGGAGUGUUGAACUCCAGGGAUGCAGCAAGACACACAGCUGGAGCAAAACGCUACAAAUACCUGAGAAGAGUUUUUCGUUUUCGGCAGAUGGACUUUGAGUUUGCUGCAUGGCAGAUGCUCUACCUAUUUACUUCCCCACAGAGAGUUUACAGAAAUUUUCAUUAUCGAAAGCAGACAAAGGAUCAGUGGGCCAGAGAUGACCCUGCUUUCUUGGUCCUGUUAAGUAUUUGGCUCUGUGUGUCCACUAUAGGAUUUGGCUUUGUCCUGGACAUGGGAUUUUUUGAGACGAUAAAGCUGCUCCUUUGGGUUGUUUUCAUAGAUUGUGUAGGCGUUGGUCUUCUCAUAUCAACUUUAAUGUGGUUUAUCUCGAACAAGUACUUAGUGAAGCGGCAAAGCAGAGACUACGAUGUGGAGUGGGGUUAUGCCUUCGAUGUGCAUCUGAAUGCUUUUUAUCCUCUCUUAGUCAUUCUGCAUUUUAUCCAGCUCUUCUUCAUUAACCAUGUUAUCCUGACGGACACAUUUAUUGGCUAUUUUGUUGGAAAUACCUUGUGGUUGGUGGCAGUGGGCUAUUAUAUCUACGUAACCUUUCUAGGAUACAGUGCAUUGCCAUUUUUGAAAAAUACAGUAAUUCUUCUUUAUCCAUUUGCGCCUCUCAUUCUGCUCUACGGCCUGUCCCUGGCACUAGGAUGGAACUUCACCCACACACUGUGCUCCUUCUACAAGUACAGAGUAAAAUGAAGGCACUGGGAGACUAUGCCAUCUUACCUGUGCCAUAGGCAGAGUUGGUGAGGGGAUGAUUUCUUCCAAAACUUGUAAAUAAACUGUCUUUGUAGAUAUCUUCAGGGUGUAAAGUUCGCAAAUUUGAGUAAGUAUAUAAUGUUAACGCUAUUGUCAAAUACAUUCCUUAAAACUACUAAAAGGUACAUUUCUAUAAUAAAUAUUUUCUAAAGAAAAAUCAUUUGGAGAACUUGAUAAUCAGUUCCUGACAAGGUUCAUAGUCUGGCCUCAUUUCUAAUGGCUGUAUUUUCAACAUUUGCCUAGUACAACAUUCACAAGCCUCCCUGACCUGUAAUGUAACUCAAAGACGAAUCACUGCACUACAGACCAUAAGAUCAUUUACAUUUUUCUAUACAAAGGAAAUGCCAAACAAAAUAUCUUCAGUUGAACAGGCUACUGCCACGGGCAUAAUAGACAAGUGAACACUUGCAUAACACUGGUCAUCCCUGUCUCAACAUGAAGGCUCUUUUUCUUUCUUUGAAGACCUCUCCAAAACCCACAUAACUAGAAAUAGUUGUAAGUAAACUUUAUCAGUGUUGAAGCUAGUAAUAACAAAACUUGCUAUUCAUUAAGUUUUACCUAUUUUUAUUAGAAGGAAUCUUGAAUUCAACAUGGCUUCUUAAACAUCUUUAUUCCAAACACAUGAACGGUUGUGGCACAGAGAAACAGUAAUGAAAGGCACAGUCAACAGAACCAGUUAAUAGGUUUUCAAUUAUAGCAGCAAAUUUGGAAAUAAUCUUCCUUUAAAAAUCUUAACAGGUACCUAAAAUAUUACUACAGAUAUUACCCAUUCACCCAAUGAAAACAUUUUAAGGAAAAUAUGUACAAUACAUUUAAGGAGAAAAAAAAAUCUGGUACAGCCUGGAAAAGCAAUUCCUCAGGUACCUUCUCUAAGGGGUGCUUCCAGAAACGUCUAUGACCUUUCCAAACAGUGUUUUUGAUGAGAAACACAUUAGUUUUUCAUUUCAUAAAUGAAACAAAAUUGUUACGUUCAGUCAGCUGAUUUCUAAAUCUUUCUUAGAAAACAUCACUUUCUUUACUGAAAUGAAAAGUAUCAAAGCUGCUGGCAGUGCAUCUUACAGUACUGUCGAUAUCAGCCAUUUUUAAGGCUCAGAGAAUAGGUCUUCUAAAGGUAUUUUCACCCAAUUUCAGCAAACCGAGCAUUUCAAAUAAUGGAAGGCUCAUCACACUAAAGAACCGAACCUUCGACUCCGGAGGGAUUUGCUAAUUACUAAUACCAAGAAACAACUAGGAGCAAGUGAUAUAUAAAGUAGCCUCCCUAAUGUUCAAGAGUAUCAUUAAAUAUUCCCCACAACAAACAAUCCUUAUUUGGAAAACAAUUUUAGCACCACUAUUCACAUUUUUACAGCAGUGUGAACACUAGGAAUGAUACUUUGCACAAAGUGCUUUCAAUACCUAGCUUACUUUCUUGAACGUCUUCUGAAUUCUUAACACACACACACAAACACACACACACACAAGUGCCAGCUCUUUCCCAUUUGUUUCCUUGAACAUCAUCUAAUUAGUGCCCAAAAGAGGUGGAGUGUUUCAGGCAAGAAGAGUUUACAUAUAGGUACUGGUGAUAGGGAUAUAUAUAACAAAUCUUUUUUUUUUUUUUUUUAAAUACUGUCGUUGUAGUCUUUUUAGCAUUGUGUGUUCACAUGCAUUAAAGAAAUAAAGCGUUCUAGUUAUGGCAUCUAUCAAGAUUAAUAAUUAAAAUUGUACAGCUAUCAAAUUUAACACUAUAAUGCUACACAGCUUGGAAAAGUUUCCUUUUCUAUAAAAGAAAGAGCUGGGAUAUCUGGGUUCCUCUAGAACACAAAGAUUAUUAGGACUCCAAUUUCUGACUUUCUGACAGUCUUAGCCUCUCAUUUUCUUCCCUUUAGCUCUGUUGUUCUUCUAUCAAGGGUAUGGUGAUAUAGUAAAAAUAAGCACAAAAAUUAAUGUACAAAACCAAAAUUACAAGCUUCAAUAGCAAUUAAUGGCUUGGAAGCAGAGAGGUAUUUUAGAAAAUACCUGCAAAGUACAAAAAUUUGGGUGGCACAUAUAGGAUUUGAUCUGUGCUUAUACAAUAAAGUAAGUUUGGGGUUAAAAAAAAAAGUUUGUUCAAUGCCGAGUAGAUUAUCUUUCUGUGUAAAGGCAGAGUUUUUUUUUUCUCUCCUAAUAUUUAAAAUACCACUGUUCAUGAUUCUUAAAUAAUACACUGAACAGGCUCAGAGCAGAAAAAUCACAAAUACAUACCUCUCCCAGGAAGAAGAUUCCAUAUACCAUAGGUCCUCCUUCUGGAAUGAGAACAAUCCUGUCCUAGCAGGGUUUUUUGUUUUUAUUUUUGUUUUAGAAAACAUUGCUUAGGUACUCUAAGUUUUUGGCAACAAACUUUCAAUCAAGACUACUAGAGAUUCUCAGGCAGAGAAACCCCAGAGGCAGCCCAGCUGUAAGUUUGCUAGUGUAAGACUUGACUCACGUGGUUAUGAAAAUCUCCCAACUCCAGAGAAUCAAGUAUGAAGACUUUUCCUCCUCACCUCUUUUAAAUACUGUAUUCAUUCUCUGUUGCUGCAUAACAAAUCACCACGAAUUCAGAGGCUUAAAACAAUGCCUAUUUAUUAUCUCACAGUUCUGCAGGCCAGAAGUCAGGGCGGGCUUGAUUCAAGUUCUCUGCAUGGGGUCUCACAAGGCUGGAGUCAUGGGGUGGGCGGAGCUGGGCUCUCAUCUGCUGGAGAAGACUCUAGCUGCAAGCUUACUUGGUUCAUUAACUGAUGGAGUUCCUGUGUUGGUAGGGCUGUAGUUCCGGUUCCUGUGGCUGUCGAUGGAGGCCUCUCUCAGCUCCUGACAGGCAACUGCAUUACUUCUCCUGUGGCCCCUCCAUCUUACAUAAGCGGUGGUGCCUUGAGUCCUUCUGCUUUGAAUCUGACUUAUGCUACCAGCCUGAGAAAACCCUGCUCACACAGUUAGAUUAGCUGAACGUGAUUAUGGGUGAUAUUCAUGGCUUCCACCCACACACAAAGAGGGAGGACAGCAUCUACGGUACCUGAGGGUCAUCUGCAGAAUUUUGGCUAGUACAAACAGUGCCACUAAUGAGAGCAAUCGUGCCAAACAUGCUGUUUCCACAUUAACCAAACUUGCCUUUGAGGACAGUACUGAUGGGAGACCGCCUUUUGGUGACAGUAACAAAUUAAAAAGCCUUCAGAACUUGCUGAAGGUUUUGAAAUAAAGACACCUGAUCACUUACUGAUGCAACCAGUGACCUGAAAAGCCAUACGUUUUCCAGAGACCUCUCCAUGGUUGAAUUAACACACACAUUUCUACAGCCUGCCUGCUGAAUCAUCCAACACACACUCACUUUUUCCAGAGCUUUUCAAUCUCACUGCCUGAAACCCUGUUCUCAUCUGACUACACAGUAGGGCCUCCGCACGUGCUGGAAAGAGCACGUGAGACUUAAGAGCAGAGAACUCAGAAAUCUGGGGUCUCAGAAUCCCGGAAACAGUCCUUAACCUUUUUGACUAUGAUACUCGUCUGCACUGUGAUAUAUUCUGCACGUCUGCUUUUAUCCUCGUAGUCAGAAUUCAUUCCUCUGGUUUUGCAAGUGUUCGCAUUAGCACUCCUGACACAGUGCUGUCCCAACAGAACUUUCUGCAGUGAUAGAAGGCUAUCUGUGCUGUCCAGUCAGGGGCCACGAGCCACAUGUGGCUAAUGAGCACCUGAACGUAGCUAGUGUGACUGAGGCGCUAAAGAUCUUAUUAAUUUAAAUUUACACACCCACUGUGUGUCUACUGGCAACUGCUCAGGACAGCACAGCUCUAGAGUCUCAACAGUUUACAUGAAAUGCAUACCAGAUGCAAACCAGGUUUAUCUCUAUAUGUUAAUAAUUAAAUACUGGACACCAGAGGACAGUGUCCCCACUCACUAUUCAGAUACAAGUGGUUCAGUGUCCUCUCGAGGCCAAGUACAUAUCCUUCCCUCAGUCCCAGGUACUCUUCACCCCCUCCACUGUUCUGUCCCCAGACUUCACUCCCCAACUCCUCUCCAGAGUUAGCCUACAGCGUCUUGCUUAAGGAAAGCAGGGCUGUUUCUCAUGGCCUCAGGAGGAAGUGGGGGCAGGGAAAGACCAACAAGGAGAUGAUCGGAGCACAGGAAGGAUGAGUUACAGGCCUGCCUGGAAGCCUGACAGGUGGGAGAACGUGUGCGCACACAUAACACUCGCCAGGAACUACCAAAAACUCAACAGCUGAGUGUGUAUGUAUGUAAGUGUAAGGCAAGCAACGUAGAUAAAGGGAGUUA